Molecule: messenger RNA, 1881 nt
Organism: Schistocerca gregaria
Lineage: Eukaryota; Metazoa; Arthropoda; Insecta; Orthoptera; Acrididae
Product: solute carrier family 22 member 7-like
Exons: 10
Coding region: 1-1881 (626 amino acids)
Biological process (GO): transmembrane transport
Cellular component (GO): membrane
Molecular function (GO): transmembrane transporter activity
Source: RefSeq, a predicted model, not a curated record
AUGCGCUACGUGGAACAACAGCCUCUGGCGCCACCAACAGACACCCUGUUCUUCAGACGGUGGCGCUAUAUACUCGAGCGGAAACACACGCCACCAUUAUUUCACGAAGUGGGGAUUGAGAGUACUACAGACAACAGUGACAGAGAGGUAACGCCAGCGUUUGAAGACAUCCUUGAGUUCUUAGGUUCUAGAGGAAAAUUCCAGACUAGACUGAAUAUCAUAUUUAAUUGCUUUGGUCCAUUUGUCAACCUGCUGAGCGUGUACGCCUUCCAUCUUGCCAUGCAAACUCCUGAUCACUGGUGUUACGUACCCGGGAAAGAAAACACUAACUUCACGGUUGAUGAAUGGAAGAAUAUUACAAUUCCCAAGAUAGGAAACAGAUUCAGCAGGUGUAUGAUGCACAACGUAAGUGAUAUCGAUGACGUCAUCAACGUAACAACGAUCCCUUGCCAACAUGGCUGGCUGUACGACGAUACUUGGUUCUCCCUGACGGCGCCAUCGCAAAUGAACUGGGUCUGUGACGAUGCGCACAUCGUUAGUGACGUCAUGUUCUACGCACAAAACGCAGGCCUAAUUCUAGGACUGGUGCUCGGCUACGUUGGAGACAUGCUUGGCAGACGACCGCAGCAGUUCCUGUGCCUGGCAUUCCACUUCGCCAGCAGAGUCACACUGAUCGUGUCCCCGUCUGUGCUUGUACUCUUCACCCUGGCGGAGUCUUUGGCUACCUCAGCAGCUGGGCCUAUGUUCGAGUCAGCGCUGUCCGUCGCACAGCAGUUCACCAGGAAGGCGACGGAACCACAUGGAGUCACCAGCAGCAGUCACGAGUUCGUGUCUUUGCUGCAGUACCAGUGUGCCUCCUGGGUUCACUCCAGCAGCCUGGAACUCACGGAUGUCAAGCACCGUACGACCAUCUGUACCAUAGCGUGCAUUAGCACUGGCGUUUCUAUGAUUAUCAGUGGUCUACUUGCCUGGGUUUUCCGGAGCUGGAUCUAUUUCCUUCUUUUUCCGGCACUAUGCUGUCUUCCAAUGUUUUUCUUUUGGAGGUGGUUCCCCGAGUCGCCGCGCUGGCUGGCCUGCAGGGGCCGAGACCAGGAGGCGCUGGCGCUGCUGCGGCGCAUCGCCGCCACCAACGGCUCCACGGUCGCCCCGUUCACCUCACGGGUGCUCCGCGCCAUGGCGAAGAGCAAACGGGACCGAAAGGGCUUCCUCAGCAUCUUCUCCAGCUGGAACCUUCUCCGAAACACAGUGGUGCUCAUCAUUGCCAGGGCGGUGUACCUGCUGACUUCUCUGGCGCUGGUGCUGAGCGUCGGCUUGCUGAGCGUCAACCCUUUCCUGACGGUGUCCGCGCAGGGCGUGGCGCAGCUGCCGGCCUUCAUCGCGGUCCACUACUGCGCCUCCAGGUUCGGCCGGCGCUGGUCCGCUGCCGCCUGUCCACUGCUGGCCGCAGUCGCAGGGGCUGUCCUCGUGCUGAUGUUGACCACGGGUACUUCCGGCAUCGCCCUGACGGCGGUGGCCUUUGUGAUGCAGUUCUUCACAACUGCGAGUGGUGGCUUAGCACACCUGCAGAGCGCGGAAGUGCACCCCACGUGCCUCCGGCAGAUUACUGCCAGCCUCGAAUGGUCGAUGGCUGCCAUCUUUCUCUCCCUCCUUCCGUACAUAGUCUUCAAGGCUGGAUCUGUAGAUGAACGGCUGCCUUUUGCCAUCCUCUCGGCACUCAAUUUACUGGCAGCCGUUUCCGUGUCAUUCUUGCCAGAAUCAGCUCUGCAAAGGCUGCCGGAGACCCUGAAGGAUGCUGCAGUCUUUGGACGAGGCCGUCGUUACUGGAGCUGGAAGCCUAAGCCACCACCGAUUUCUACAACAGAGCAACAUGUUAUCACAUGA